This is a messenger RNA of Micromonas pusilla CCMP1545, 1371 nucleotides long. RefSeq lists its product as uncharacterized. Gene Ontology annotation, biological process: photoreactive repair. The record is from RefSeq and is a predicted model, not a curated record. The annotation marks the transcript as partial. Lineage: Eukaryota; Viridiplantae; Chlorophyta; Mamiellophyceae; Mamiellales; Mamiellaceae. Gene Ontology annotation, molecular function: deoxyribodipyrimidine photo-lyase activity. The transcript has 2 exons.
UGGUGCUCGCGCGACCAGCGCGUGGACGACAACUGGGCGCUCCUGCACGCGCUCUCCGUCGCCAAGUCUCGAAACGUCCCGGUCGCGAUCGUUUUCGUCCUCGUCCCGUCGUUCGCGUCCGCGAGCGCGCGCCAGUACGCGUUCAUGCUGCGCGGACUGCGCGAGAUGGCGAAGACGUGCGAGGCGACGCGUCUUCCGUUUCAUCUCGUCCGCGGCGACGCAAACCCCGCGGCGGCGGCGGCGGCGGCGGCGACGCGCCUCGACGCGUCGCUCGUCGUGACGGACUUCUCGCCGCUCCGCGCGCCACGCGAGUGGCGCAACGACCUCUCCGACGCGCUGAAGCGCGCGAACGUGACCGUGCACGAGGUGGACGCGCAUAACGUCGUCCCGGUGUGGGAGGCGUCGAACAAGAGAGAGUACGCCGCGCGGACGAUUAGACCGCGGAUCACUAAGCGACUCGCCGCGUUUCUGACGUCGUUCCCCACGCGCGACGCGGUGCGCGACGCGGCGCUCGCGGCGGCGGCGUCGCCGCGCGCGACGGAUGUGCCGACCCCGGAGCGCGUCGACUGGGACGCGCUCAUCGCGGACGCUCGCGGCCGAGACGGCGGCGUCGUACCGGAGACGCUGCAUCCGACGCGGCGGAAGCCGCCGGGGGAGGCGGCGGCGCGGCGCGCGCUCGUCGGCGGACCGGACGCGUUCCUCCCGUCGCGGCUCGCGAUGUACGACAAGCGGAACGACCCGAACGUCCCGCGGGCGCUGUCCGGGCUGUCUCCGUACCUGCACUUCGGGCAGCUCAGCGCGCAACGGGUGGCGUUGGAAACGAACGCGGCGCGGACGGAGGCGACCGCCGCCGCCGCGGACGCGUUCGUCGAGGAAGUCGUCGUGCGGUCCGAGUUGAGCGAUAACUACUGCUUCCACGAGCCGAAUUACGAUAACAUCAACGGCGCGUCGGGGUGGGCGAUCGAGAGCUUACGCCUGCACGCGGAGGACGCGCGAGACCCGGCGUACAGCCUGGAGGAACUCGAGAGCGGGUCCACUCGCGACGAGCUGUGGAACGCGGCGCAGCUCGAGAUGGUGCACUUCGGCGCGAUGCACGGGUUUCUGCGAAUGUACUGGGCGAAGAAAAUUCUGGAGUGGACCGCGGAAGGGCCCGAAGUGGCCCUCGAGCGCGCGAUCUACUUGAACGAUAAGUACCAGCUCGACGGCAGGGACAGUAACGGGUACGUCGGGUGCAUGUGGGCGAUAUGCGGCGUGCACGACAACGCGUGGAAAGAGAGAGACGUGUUCGGGAAAAUUCGGUACAUGAAUUACAAUGGGUGCAAGAGGAAGUUUAAGAUCGACGAGUACGUGGAGAGGAUCGAGCGCGAGGUG